AUGUCUUUGCCUAAAUUUGAAUUACUUUCUGUUGCUGACAAUGAGACUGGAUGGGGUCCACUUCCAGUAAAUGGCGCUGCUGAGGCUGUCCCAUUCCAACAAUACAACAAGGCUGAUCGAAUCGGUCGCGUUGCAGAUUGGAUUGGCGUCGAUCGUUUUUACAGACGUGGAAAUGAACGUUAUAAUGAGCGCAUGUAUGGAUCUGCGGCAAACGCUGGAAGCCAAUUCGACUAUAUCCAUGGAAUGGAUGAUCAUAAUUUCCAACUUGUUGACUCAUCCAAACCAGUUCAACGCAAUCCUCAACGAAACUUCCGCAUGCGACAAGUUCAAAUUAAAAAGAUGAUGCAAAAAGAUCAAGAAAAGAAGGAGCUCGCUAUCCAGUCUCAGAAUGUGAAAAUGAAGCGCAGUAUUGCCAAAGAACAACAGAAAGCGUUCAAAAUGUGGCAAAGACGAGGAGGAAAUGCUCGUGUUGGGCAGCGUGGUCCAGGUCGGUUUGGAGGAGAUCGUCCAAAGGAGCGUCUUCCAUCAGUGCAAGUUCGCACCGAUUGGACUGUUCUUGAGGAAAUGAGUUUGCCAGCAUUUUCCAAACUCGCUCUUCCAAACAUUAGUGCUGGAGAGGAUAUUGGCGAUCACCAAUAUGGUGUUUUACAAUACUUCGACAAAUCCAUCGAUCGAGUAUCUGUCAAAAACUCGCUUCCACUUCAACGCUGCGCUGGCGUUUACUAUCAUGUCACAACAACAGACGAUGUCGUGAUCCAAGAGCUUGCGCAGAAUGGAAUCGGAAAUGUUUUCGGAACGGAUAUUAUCCUCGCUACUUUGAUGACAGCACCACGCUCUGUGUAUUCUUGGGAUAUCGUCGCGUAUCGUGUCGGAGACAAGUUGUUCUUCGAUAAGAGAAACACGAGAGAUAUUCUCAAUCCUGUGGAAACUUUGACUGUUUCCGAAACGAGCAGUGAUCCUCCAGCUUUUGAUGGAACCGGAAUCAACAAUGGAAAGGAUCUUGCCACAGAGGCUUUCUACAUCAAUCAGAACUUCCGCCGUCAGAUUGUUAAGCGUAACGAAGAUGGCUACAAGAUGAAACAUCCCCAAACUCCAUUUGAAGAGGAAGAAGCUGGUGAGAAUGGAACUGCCUAUAGAUACCGCAAGUGGAAUCUUGGAACCGGAAUCAACGGAAAACCUGUCGAACUUGUUGUUCGAACAGAGAUAGAUGCUGUUGUUCCUGGUCCUCAUAACGAACCACAAUUUAUGACAAUCAAGGCAUUCAAUGAAUGGGAUAGCAGCCAAUCUGGAGGAGUUGACUGGAGAACUAGGCUUGAUGUUCAGAAGGGUGCUGUUAUGGCUACUGAAAUUAAGAAUAAUAGCGCUAAAGUGGCGAAAUGGACGUUGCAGGCUCUUCUUGCUGGAACUGAUACCAUGAAAAUUGGCUACGUUUCCCGCGCCAAUACUAGAUCAACUCAAAAUCAUGUAAUUCUUGGUACCCAGUACGUUAAACCAGGGGAGUUUGCAAGCAAUAUUGCUCUCAAUAUGGACAACUGCUGGGGAAUUCUCAGAUGCGUUAUUGAUAGCUGCAUGAAGCAGAAACCCGGAAAAUAUUUAUUGAUGAAGGAUCCACAAUCACCAACAAUUCGUUUGUACUCACUUCCAGAAGGCACUUUUGAAAGUGAGCGCGAGGAAUCCGAAGAAGAAACUUCUUCCGACGACGACCAGUAA
Molecule: messenger RNA, 1710 nt
Organism: Caenorhabditis bovis
Lineage: Eukaryota; Metazoa; Nematoda; Chromadorea; Rhabditida; Rhabditidae
Source: the annotation of a GenBank genome assembly